UCUGUCUCUUUAAAGGCAAACAGGUCCUCCACUGGCCCCACCCAACCUCAGCUUCCUGGGUCAGCGCUUUCAGGGCUGCUAACUCUCUCCUCACAGUUAAAGCACAAGCAGCAGCUAAAAGAGCUUCAUUGGAGAAGACCCGGGAACUCCUCAGUGGGUUGAAGGGAAGGGUCUUGCAGGAACCUGCACCCAGAGCCUCUUGAACCAGCAUGGCCGGCCUUCAGGAUAACAUUCUGCGGAUCGUUCUGGUGGGAAAAACCGGAAGUGGGAAAAGUGCAACAGCAAACACCAUCCUUGGGAAAAAAGCAUUUGACUCUAGAAUUGCUGCUGUGUCUGUUACCAAGAGCUGUCAGAAAGAUGAGAGGGCCUGGGAGGGGAGGAAGCUUCUCGUGGUGGACACCCCAGGGCUCUUUGACACCAAGGAGAAACUGAAGACCACCUGUGAGGAAAUCGCUAAAUGUGUCAUCCUCUCCAGCCCCGGGCCUCACGCCAUCAUCCUCGUUGUACCUCUGGGCCGCUUCACGACAGAGGAGCACAACACAGUGGAAUUGAUCAAGGCCAUCUUUGGGAAGCAGGCCAUGAAGCACAUGGUGGUCUUGUUCACUGGCAAAGAUGCAUUGGAUGGUCAGGAGCUCAUUUCGUUUAUAGCAAAGUCAGACAAGCCCCUAGAAACUGUUAUCAAGGAGUGUGAGUUACACUGCUGUGCCUUCAACAACAGAAGUACAGACGAGGAUGAGAAGGAAGAUCAAGUGCAGGAGCUGGUGGGGCUGAUCGAGGCAGUGGUGCAGGAGAACGGAGGGGCUCACUUUUCUGAUUCCAUAUACAAGGACACAGCAGAAAAGCAGAGACGUCUGGAAGAGGCCUUGAAGAAAAUCUCUGCUACUUGUUCAGAAAACAAAAAACUACUGGAAGAGAAAUAUGCUAAGAAUGAAAUAACAAAGCAAGAAAAGGAGAAACAAAUGAAAGUCCUAGAUAAGCAACUUGUUCAAAAAAUUGAAAAUGCCAAGAAAGAAGCUGAAAAAAACAUAUUUGCAGCUGUUUUCGAUCGGAUUUUGAGUGUGCUUUCAAAUGUGUGGCAUAUGUUUUGGAAAUAAUACAAAUUCAUUUGGAUUUUUGGUUAAUUUACUAUGAUUUGUCAAUGUGGUAGAUUGUAUUUUCCAAAGAUGGCUAUAAAGAUAUCCACUACCCCAGCUCUGCUUCUUGUACUCUGCUCUGUUGCUCCUUCUGUUUGGUGAUGGGGACUGUGUCCCCUCCUUGAAAUUCCGUGGACUCUGUGACUGCUUUGAUGCGUAGUGGCUG
This is a messenger RNA of Phyllostomus discolor (pale spear-nosed bat), 1299 nucleotides long. RefSeq names its product GTPase IMAP family member 7-like. NCBI's taxonomy places the organism in Eukaryota, Metazoa, Chordata, Mammalia, Chiroptera, Phyllostomidae. The coding region runs from base 210 to 1094 and encodes 294 amino acids. The transcript is spliced from 2 exons. Gene Ontology annotation, molecular function: GTP binding. The record is from RefSeq and is a predicted model, not a curated record.